Brassica napus (rape) is the source of this 2537-nucleotide messenger RNA. Its product is annotated as zinc finger MYM-type protein 1-like. NCBI's taxonomy places the organism in Eukaryota, Viridiplantae, Streptophyta, Magnoliopsida, Brassicales, Brassicaceae. Bases 11 to 2314 code for a protein of 767 amino acids. The transcript has a single exon. The record is from RefSeq and is a predicted model, not a curated record. Gene Ontology annotation, molecular function: protein dimerization activity.
AUCAUAAACAAUGGAUCGAUUUGUGAUAAGAAAAAUUCCACCACCGAGGAUCAGUGUGGAUGAUUUGGCAUUUGAUCCAGCUAAGCGGAAAAAAAUUCAAGAGUAUGAUCAUAAUCAAAUAGACGAGGUACGCCGCAUAUAUUUGACUAGAGGACCUUGUCAACCUCGCGGUCAUACUUUUAAACAAAAAUCAAUAGGAGGUGUAUGGCGACGUUUUAAUCCACAAUGGUUUGACCAGUAUCCUGAUUGGUUAGAGUAUAGUGUAGAACAAGAAAAGGCUUUUUGCUUGUUUUGUUACUUGUUCAGAGUUCAAGUUGGAAAACAAGGUGGGAGCGAUACUUUUGUAUCAACGGGUUUUUCUAGCUGGAAUAAGGUUGAUAGUUUCAGUAAGCAUGUGGGAGAUCAUUCUAGUUUUCACAAUGAUGCUAAAAAUAAAUGUGAAGAUUUGAUGAGACAAGGUCAGUCUAUCAAACAUGCUUUACAUAAGCAAACUGAUAUUGUGAAAAGUGAUUAUCGAAUCCGCUUGGGCGCUUCAAUUGAUGUUUGUAGACACUUAUUACAUCAAGGUUUAUCUUUUCGUGCGCAUGAUGAGAAAGAAGAGUCAACAAAUAAAGGCAAUUUCUUAGAGCUUUUGAAGUAUACAGCCAGACAAAACGAGGCUGUGAAAAAAGUUGUGUUGCACAAUGCUCCUAAAAAUAAUCAGAUGACAUCUCCUCCUAUUCAAAAAGACAUUGCACAUUGCUUUGCAGAAGAAGUAACCAAGUCUGUUAUCCAGGAAAUUAAUAAUGAUGUCUUUGGCUUGCUGGUAGAUGAAUCUGCUGAUGUCUCAGAUAAAGAGCAAAUGGCUGUGGUUUUUCGUUUCGUUGAUAAAUUUGGGCUGGUAAAAGAAAGAUUCAUUGGCAUUAGUCAUGUUAAAGACACAUCUUCCUUGACUCUCAAGUAUGCCAUUGAUGCUUUAUUUGCGAAACAUGGGUUAAGUUUGAAAAAAGUAAGAGGGCAAGGUUAUGAUGGAGCAAGCAAUAUGAAAGGAGAAUUCAAUGGUUUAAGAUCACUGAUUUUGAAAGAAAGUAGAUCUGCAUAUUAUGUUCACUGCUUUGCUCAUCAGCUUCAGUUGGUUGUCGUGGCGGUUGCAAAAAAACAUGUUGAAGUUGGAGAAUUUUUUGAUAUGGUUCAUGUUCUAUUGAAUGCCGUUGGAGCUUCUUGCAAGAGAAAGCUUAUACUCACUGAAAGUAAUCGCAAGAGAAUGGAAGAGGGGAUCAGUAAGGGUACUAUUAAGACAGGAACUGGGCUGAAUCAAGACCUUUCUCUUAAAAGACCUGGAAAUACUCGUUGGGGAUCACAUUACAAGACUUUGUUGCGUCUUGGUGAGAUGUUUCCCUGUAUUAUUGAAGUUCUUGAACAUAUCCAGACUGAAGGCAUGGACGGCAGCAAAAGACAACAAGCAUUUGGUCUCCUCAAAUAUUUUCACACAUUUGAUUGUGUGUUUUAUCUACAAUUGAUGCUUGUUAUCCUGGGACUCACUAAUAAUUUGUCAAAGGCUCUUCAGAAAAGAGACCAAGAGAUCUUGAAUGCUGUCUCGUUGGUUGGAUCUACAAAACGACAGUUACAGAAGCUUAGGGACGAAGGAUGGGAGAAUUUUGUGGCUACAGUUUAUUCUUUUAGUGAGAAUAAUAAAACUGAAGUUCUUGAUAUGGAGAAAGAGUUUGUUGAUUCAAGCAGGCCAAGGAAAAAAACAGGCAUCACCAACCUGCAUCAUUAUAAGGUGGAUUGUUUUUACACGGUCUUAGAUAUGCAACUUCAAGAGUUUAAUGAUCGUUUUGACGAGGUGAAUUCUGAACUACUUGUUUGCAUGGCAUCCUUAAGUCCAAUAGAUUCUUUUCGUCAGUUUGACAAGUCAAUGUUGAUGAGAUUGGCUGAGCUUUAUCAAGAUGAUUUUAGUUCUAUGGAACGAAGAUCUCUUGAACAGCAACUUGACAUCAACCUUGACAAUGUGCAAAAAGAUGAACGGUUUACCAAUCUAGAAAGCCUUGGUGAUCUUGCUCGUGUAUUGGUGGAUACAAGAAAACAUCUUUCUCAUCCUUUGGUUUAUCGUCUUUUGAAGCUAUGUUUGAUUCUUCCCGUUGCGACUGCAAGUGUAGAAAGGUGCUUCUCUGCAAUGAAUAUCGUGAAGACUACUUCACGUAACAGUAUCGGUGAUGAAUUUUUAAGUGAUUGUCUAGUUUGUUUUAUUGAGAAACAAGUGCUUGAGACAGUGACAAAUGAGACAGUGAUAAAGAGAUUCCAAGAUAUGAGUGAGCGUAGAGUACAUCUUUAAGUUUUAGUGCAUUGUAAUAUUUUUUCGAUAACAUUUAUGCAUUUUUGCAUUUAAGAAACUUUUAUGACCCACGUCCAUAUUUUUCCUGGCUCCGCCACUGGACACGGGGGAUAAGCUCAAAUCACAGACGAAGCAGCUUGUGUUGGUCUCUAACCCUCAGCCUCAACCCUUGCGGACUGUACCCUCUGAGCCACAACUCCGGGCUCCUCCGGGUUUCCCUCCC